AACAUCAAGAACAAGAAGAAAAAGGUUUGUGAAAAAAAUCUAAGGCAAACAUGGUGGAGGGCAUACCAAAGCGAUGGAAGGUGCUAAGUGGCCAAAACAAAUGGCAAGGCCUGCUUGAUCCACUUGACCCGGAUCUUCGCCGCUACAUCAUUCACUACGGCGAGAUGUCUCAGGUUGGUUAUGAUGCCUUUAACUGGGACCGUAAGUCCAGAUACGCCGGUGAUUGUUAUUACUCCAAGAACCAACUGUUUGCUCGAACCGGCUUCCUUAAAGCCAACCCUUUCAGGUACAAUGUGACUAAGUACAUCUACGCAACAGCUUCCAUAAAGUUACCAAUCUGUUUCAUCGUCAAGUCUUUGUCAAAGGAUGCCUCUCGCGUGCAGACUAACUGGAUGGGUUACAUUGCAGUUGCUACAGACCAGGGUAAAGCGAUGUUAGGAAGGAGAGACAUUGUUGUUGCAUGGAGAGGAACUCUUCAGCCAUAUGAAUGGGCUAAUGAUUUUGAUUUUCCGCUUGAGUCAGCUAUCUCGGUUUUCCCAGUAACUGACCCCAAAGAUAACCCUCGUAUUGGAAGUGGCUGGCUCGACAUCUAUACCGCUUCUGAUUCUCGCUCACCUUAUGACACGACUAGUGCACAAGAACAGGUACAAGGAGAGCUGAAGAGGUUGCUAGAACUUUACAAGAAUGAGGAAAUAAGCAUCACUUUCACAGGCCAUAGCUUGGGCGCAGUUAUGUCAGUUCUAUCAGCUGCAGAUCUUGUCUAUGGCAAAAAGAACAAGGUCAAUAUAAGUCUUCAAAAAAAGCAAGUUCCUAUCACAGUUUUUGCUUUCGGGAGUCCUCGGAUUGGAGACCAUAACUUCAAAAACAUCGUCGAAUCACUCCAACCACUAAACAUCCUAAGAAUAGUAAAUGUUCCAGAUGUCGCACCACAUUAUCCACUCUUACUGUAUGCAGAAAUUGGCGAGGUGUUAGAGAUCAAUACUUUGAACUCAACAUACCUGAAACGGUCUCUGAACUUCAGGAACUACCAUAACCUGGAGAUAUACCUGCACGGCAUAGCAGGGAUGAAAGAUACAGCCGGGGUAUUCAAGCUGGAGACUGGCCGGGAUAUUUCUUUGGUCAAUAAAGGACUGGAUGCUCUAAAGGACGAGUACUUAGUGCCAAGUACCUGGAGGUGUCUGGCAAACAAAGGGAUGCUUCAAAUGGAUGAUGGGACAUGGAAGCUGGAUGUCCACAGGAGAGAUCAUGAUGAAGAUGUUGCUGCUGAUGAUGGUGACGACUCCUCAACUAGUAACCAACUACAAGAGCUUAAUACAGUUUAGUAACAAAAACUUAUAUAAGAUUCUGCACAAUAUGUUUGUACACAAAAAAUUCAUUUAGAAGAACAAAGAAUCUGGGGGCCGUAUCUCAGUCAGUCUAUACAAAUGCAAUCCAAGAUCAACAAGACAAGCAAAUAGAAAGUGACAAGUUCA
Arabidopsis arenosa is the source of this 1472-nucleotide messenger RNA. The record is from the annotation of a GenBank genome assembly. Lineage: Eukaryota; Viridiplantae; Streptophyta; Magnoliopsida; Brassicales; Brassicaceae.